CAAUUUUUCUAACUUUGAUCCUGGUUUGUCCUGUGUCCUGUUGUGUGUGAGGUGAAAAAACUCCUUCUGUUGCGCAGAAAAAGAAGAAAAUAUGCCAGGUUGUUGCGUGGAGAAAUGCAACAGUCACAGCCUAUAUCUAUACUAUCGGAUUGAGAUCAAAAUUGCGGUACUUUGUUAAUCUAGUGACUUUAACUAGCACAAGCAGCGCACGAACAGCUGAUAUCACGUGGAUUUUUGACAACGAUGUAGUACAUCUAGAUAUUUGUAACUUUUAAUAGUGUUUACAUUUUGUCCAGAUUAUUUUAAAUAAAGAUUCUGCAUUUUAACACAACAAGGGAUACCAUCAAAAAUGAUUCCUGCAUGCGACACUUUAAGAAUUCUUCAUUUGCCUUCGCAUCUUUCUGACGAUCGACGAGAUGCGUUGUUACAAAAAUAUGGUGCAAUUAGAACUAAAACAUCUCGUCUGUCUGAUAAGCAUGUUGUUACUUUUGCCAAGUUUCCAUCUCAACAAUUGGCAGCGGAAGCACUAAUGCGUUUGCAUCAAUUGAACAUUCGAGGACAAUAUUUAUCAGUUGAAUAUGCUAAAAAGUCCGUAUUUGCUGAAUUUACAGAACAAGAUAUUCAACAUGAACCGCCAGCAAGCAACGAAGCAAAAGUAGAAACUACUAAUAAAUCUCAUGUUCAAGCAUUUUUACGCAAGUUAAAUAAUUGGACUAUAAAUCACGAGUUUAGUCAACCACCUCCACCAAAUAUAAAAUACAAAUAUAUGGCACCAACAAAAAGUAUAUUGAUAAGGAUAGCUAUACAACUGUUGAAAGAACCAGCUUUUUAUACACAGGUAUUGCACUUAAUGAAUAAAAUGAAUUUGCCACCUCCCUUUGAAGAAUUGGAGGCAGAAUUUCCUAUGCUCAAAGAAGCAUAUAAUGUGGAGAAAUAUAAAGAUAUUUUUGGUAUAUUACAUGAACAUACAAAUGAGGAGGAAGAAGAAUCUGAAUCAGAAUUAGAAUCUGAUGGAGAAGAUGUCAGACUUCCAAAUAUCAUUCCUGUUAAAAGAAAACUGCCACAAUCUAAAAAACGUUUGAAAAUUCCAAAAUUUGUAAACCCUGCCAAAAGUAUUGCAGCUUCUUCCUCUACGCAAAAGAUGUUCAAACCAGAAGAUAUAUUUGAACCUGUUCAACGUGAAGAGAUUAAGAAUCUUAAGAUUGAUUUAAAGAGUUUGGAUAAGUCAUUAGAAGCAACUGUUAAUAAGCAAGAUAAUACUACAAUAGAUGGUGGAUUCGGUUUAAUAUCUCCAAUUAACAAAACUAGCAAAGAUACAAAGGAUAGUAAAGAGAAUACAGAAACGCAAAAGAAUGAGUGUAUAACUUCUGAAGAAUUGGAAGCUAAGACAGCUAGGAUUUCUAUCAAUGAUCAAAGAUUACUACCAGUAUUCAAAAAUUACCAUCCAGGCAUACCUUCCAAUCGUCUCUAUAUAAAGAAUCUCGCGAAACAAGUAGAAAUAAAGGAUCUGCAUUAUAUUUAUAAAAGAUAUUUUAUUGCAGGAUUGGAAGAUGCUGAAGAUGAAUACGACGUACGACUCUUGCAAGAAGGUAGAAUGAAGGGCCAAGCUUUUAUCACCUUACAAAAUAUUUCACAAGCGAAAAAGGCUCUCAAAGAAACUAAUGGAUACAUAUUAAAAGAUAAGCCUAUGGUGGUACAAUUUGCCAAAGCUGUUAAAAGUUGAGAUAGAUAGUAGGAUCUUAAUUUAUUUCAUGAUAUUGUUAUAUUAAAAAGAAAGAAACUAUUAUGCAA
Molecule: messenger RNA, 1791 nt
Organism: Camponotus floridanus (Florida carpenter ant)
Lineage: Eukaryota; Metazoa; Arthropoda; Insecta; Hymenoptera; Formicidae
Product: RNA-binding protein 40
Exons: 5
Coding region: 350-1723 (457 amino acids)
Biological process (GO): mRNA splicing, via spliceosome
Cellular component (GO): U12-type spliceosomal complex
Molecular function (GO): pre-mRNA intronic binding; U12 snRNA binding
Source: RefSeq, a predicted model, not a curated record